AUGACACCGCGAGCAUCGAUACCGCCCAUGGCAGAGUGCAGUCCAGACGGACUCGAGGUACCUACGGUCUCACAUGCCACGGAAAAUCUUCCACGAGCGGUUGUCGAGAUUGGCUGCCGCCCUCUGUAUUCGCUUUCUGAACGGCAUUCGUCGCUGGAUGACGCUCUCAUGGCCGAACAUGCUGGACGCAGCCAUCUUGCAAGCCCCGCAGUCCCGGAGUCGGUCAGCAGUCGUGAUCCACCGUCCUCUACGACACGAAAGACUGUGGCGGGAAGCCCGACAGGUGAGUUCUGUAAAGAUAAAGCGGAGGAUCUGUCGGCCAUUAGCAUCGAAGACGCCCAAUCUGCACCAGCUGCACCACCUUUGAAUGAUCUAGCAGUGCUGGCCUCGAAGGCUGGAUCUUGUGAUGACGACAAUGCCUUGGAGGACGUGGCUAGGGCCCAGGACGAGAUGAGACUCGAGGUGGGAGACGCUGUCGAAGGAUCGCUCAAGGUUGUCCCUCCACAAGCACCCGACUCACCAGUCAACGUCCCGGUUCCCGCAGUCGACGAACCUCCUCGGGAGGUUUUAGGUGAAGCUACUCACGACGUGCCUCGCAGCACCAUGGACGAGACACAUUGCGAAGCUACCACGGACGCCAAGCCCGAGCACACACACGUGUGGGACACGGACACCUUGGCUGGUCCUACCAUGCCCUUUACACCACAUGCUGAGCCCGCGCAAACAGCUUCCGUCACCUCUCCCGCCUCGCUUGCAGAAACGCCAGCAAGAAAUAUGAUUGUCGACGUGGAGAAAGGCCGACCCAUACCCGCUUCCUCGCGAAGCGUGCUGCCAAGCCCGGAACUGAUGUCUCCGCCGCUGGACUGGUCACUGACAGACAUGUCCACAGAGCUGUCGAAGCGCGACCAGGAUGCGGAGCCUUUGGUCGAGUCGUCCGCUUCGCGAUCACCUUCGCCCAUUCAUGUGGCGCAAGGCGGCACCAGCUGUGGCGUGCCAGCCUCAAACGAUACAGCAGAGGUGGAAGUUCCACAAUUGGAUAUCUCGCCAAGCACCACGUCGCCACUCUCGUCUUUUGCCAAUGGGGGCCAGGUCCCCUCGCCAACAACGCGCAUCGGCGACACCUCGGUCGACGCACAAACCAGUCUGCGGCAAUUGCCGUCAGCACUCGAGGAAGGGACUCGACCUCCAGUACCGCAAUCAGCCGCCUCGGAUGGCUCGCAGAUCGAAGUGGCGUGGGGAAAGAGACCAGAGACAUCCUGCACGGGAGCGAUAGAAGACGAAGUGACGACUGUAGACAACGUCGGAUCUUCCGAUGCUACGCUGCAAGCGCCUAGCUCGAUAGCAGGAGACAGCGAUUCUGCUGGUGAUGAUGAACUCUUGUCCCCACUGAUGCGCAAGACUGCUCGGCGAGAAAAGAAAAUCAAGAAAAGUACUCCCGCCAGCAAGACCAAUGGAGAGCGGGAUCAAUCGCUCGUGAGUGGACAAAAACCUCAAAGCACCAGCGCGAAAGGCUCUGGACGAACAAGAUCUCGACCAGAAGAUUACAUUCGCAGGAGCUAUGCAGCGGCCGGGCUGGACCCGUCCCGGCUCAUUAUCACAUACGAACGUCCUUCCGAAAACCCGCUGGAGUUAUACAUGAGUUCCACUGCGAAAGGCCAAGCAGAACUGACGACACCUCGAAUGACCAAGUUGAAGAGCGCAAGAUCUACUCUCCUGGCUUGUCUACCGACAGCCGGCAACGACAAGGCAGACAAGAAGGACGCCAACCUCAUUCGAAGGCUCUGUCUUUCCCCCCUGCGCGACGGGGAGACUUCGCGGUUGGUCGAUGUCGUGAAAGCACUGCGCCGUCGGAGCGAGGUCGCAGGAGAUGAGUUGAGACUUUUUCGCUGCCUGGAAAGCCUGAUGAUUACGGUCACAAAGCAACACGAUGAGAAAGAAUAUCGAGAAGCCCUGACAGAAUGGACCAAACAUGAGAUUGAGUGCAUGGACAUCUAUAUCUGCCUCAACUAUGUUCUUCUGCGCCUGGACGAACGUUGGCGAGGACUUCAUUUGUUGCUUCUUGUGUUCUUGCUGAGAGCAGGUGUCAAGCAAUUGCAGAUCUACUUCGCACGAGCGCGAAGACCCGCCGCUCUGCUCUUACUGGUAAAAGGCCUAAAUGAUCCAGAUCUCUGCGAGAAGCAUUGUCCUUGGAUGCGUCAGCUAGUGGCAAACGCAACGCUGGCGGAGCCGCUCAUUCUGCUUCGAUCAACGCCCCUGAGCAUGUUACAGGACCGGGUCAAGCACAUCGUCCAGCCAUCUUUCGUCGCCUCUGCUUUAGGGUACGAUUCUACAUACGAUGAGCGAGCACUCCAACCUGCGUGGCCGUCAGGCUCCUCACAGGAGCGUAAGGCCCACGCUUCCCUUUCGCCAUCGACUGCUGCUAGUCGAGCGAGUGACCUGCCGAUCAGUGUUGUCAACGCCGCCGCCGCCGGUCUCAUAUCUUUGGCUCGAAAACGCCCAUUGUCCUCUGCCACAGGAUACGACAAGACGACCAGUCCGACCAAGCGGCGGCGUUUGGACGACUUAGCGCAGGACUUCAGCGAAAUCCACGAGCCGGCUGAUAGCGACGACUUACCUACGGCUGACUCUGAGGGUACGAACUACAGCCGCUUUAGGUACUACGGCGCUAUGGCAUCGACAUCCGAGAAUAACUUUACAUACACGGAGUCGUCAAAUUCGCCUGUCAGCCCGUGGGCAUUUCCGUUGCAAUCGUCAGGUGUCCGUGCUGAAUCAACAGCACCGGCAGAACCUCCACUGCAAGCCAGGGCGUUCUUACCAACGGCAAAGCCAGAGCCCUUCCGGCCUAUGACGGAUGUGCUACUCAACGCACGGGCAGCGAUUUUUACGCCUGCUAGGCGUGACUGGGGAGUGACCGGCAAUGGGAACUCCAUCGACAAGCGCAACAAUUCAUGGUGUGGUAGGUCGUUCGCUCUCGGCAGCCACGAUUCGGACGUUAAGCGGAAGCGAUCCUUAGGCGAAGCGUCCUUAACGGAGGAUCGAGCGAUCAACAGACCGCGUCUCGAUGCGCAGCACGAUCAUUGUGUCCCGGCGCCGGAAUCUGUGCAUGAGCAUUCAGUCGCGGGUAACGAGCUAGGCUUGAGUAAGACAAGUGGCAGCGGUCACCACUCGUCGAUUGCCGAUAUGGAAAAGGAAGCAGACGUAGAACAAGUAAAAGCGGAAGGUGUGGGUAACAAUGCCAUCACGGAGGAGCACAUUAGGACAGAAGCAGAAUCGCUGGCAAAGACUCUGGAGCAGAAUGGCCAGGAGAUAUGGACAGGGGAUUCUCCCUUGAUCAUGCUGAGCCCGGGAAUGUGUAAAGCAGAAGAUCUUCGCAAACUGGCCACCGAUGGCAGGCUGAAUGAUGAAUUCGUGAACAUAGUCCCCUUACUGGGUGAACACGAGGAUGUGAAAGAAUAUCUGUUACCGACAUUUGUCAUGGAGCUCGUUCGCGAAGCCAGGUACAAGGAUUUAGACACCUGGGCGGCCAAGAUCCCAAAGCAGGCCAAACGAUGGGCGUUCGGGGUACACGAAAGUGGUCACUGGAUGGCCGUCAGGAUUGACUGGGUCCAGCGCCUCAUCCAGCACUAUGAUCCAAUGCACCAGGGAGCCACGGCUCGCAGUCGACUCACGCUCAAGCAUGUUGAGAGGUGGGCUAGGCAUCGUGAUGGUGGACAGUCCGUGUGGCGUCUCGAGAAGUUCGAUGGUCCUUUCCAGGCAAAGGACGACUACGUCAACUGUGGCGUCUAUGUCACUUGGGUGUUGCGACACUGGAUCCGUGGCAAUGACCUGGACGCGGCCAGUCUAACGUGUCCUUUGGCCUUCAAAAUGGAGAUAUUGCGGCUGCUACGGACGUCUCCCACGAUUGCCAAACUGCCAUCCGUCGGCGAGGAUGAUGGUUCUACAGACUCCAUUUGCUCUGACGACCACGCAACGACAUCGGCUCACGUACGUCCAAGCGGCAACGUUCCCCAGCACGUGAAUGCAGGGCAGGCUUCAAAGGACGGUCGGACUGCAGAACAACGACAGGGUUACAGAGAAGUACUCCUGGAGACUUCUCAGCACAUCGAAGAUGCGACGCGGGCUGCAUCUGUGAAUUUUCCGCUCGAUAGGAUCAUAUCUUCUUCGCCUGGGCAUCCAUAUGUCGAGCAGGACCCGACACAGCGUGGUACCGUAGUUGCUGCUUCUGAGAACGCAGCAAAUGGAGCGGCUGUGAAUCCGGCUACGCCGACUCAAGAAGUCUCAAGCAACACGGGGCUUCGCGGCAUCCAGGCAUCGCAGCCUCUGUGCCUUGGUGACACAUCGGCCCUCCACCCGAGGUCACCGAGAGAGCCUGGUCGAGACAUAGAUGCUGAUAGUAGCUCGUCCAGAAGCAGCCUGUUAUCCACGGGUCUGAAAGUGUCAGAAAACACAAGCGUGACAUGUGACGACCUGCAAACCCCGCGAGCUUCCUUCGACAAGCCGAAGCUACCAAUCGAUGCCGAUGUCACCGAGUCAGUAUCCAAACAUGUCCCUGAAGAAAACAUGCACACGACUACACACGAGAAAGGUGAAGACCUGCGCAAUGAGCGUCGUGAGCGACACAGCGGACGUUCGAGCCUUCCACGACCGUUACUCUAUGCAGGACGAGGCGGCGAAGUCGUUCUUGGCAUAGGAUCCGGGAACAUCGAAAGCGUGGUGACACGGAGACUCCUCGAUGACAGCGAAGCACCAGGCGAAGCAGGUACACAUACACAGCAUACAACUAGGAGGGACGCCUCAGUCCCGCCAUGCUAUGUUACAUGGGCAGGAGCGACUGAGGUCGGAGAUGUUCAAGCACCUUUUCCGCUGAAUCUCCCAGAAGAUAGCGUGGAUGGUCUCAGAGCACCCGUGCUUGACGGUGCACCGCGCUUCGCAGGAGAUCCAGAAAGUGUUCCAUUGACACCUUUCCUGGAUGAGCUUGGCACGGUUGACUGGGCUAAUUUCCUCGAGAGAGUUGACUGGGAUCAAUUUGUGGAUAUUUCUUAA
Messenger RNA from Recurvomyces mirabilis, 5043 nucleotides. RefSeq lists its product as uncharacterized. The record is from RefSeq and is a predicted model, not a curated record. The coding region runs from base 1 to 5043 and encodes 1680 amino acids. NCBI's taxonomy places the organism in Eukaryota, Fungi, Ascomycota, Dothideomycetes, Mycosphaerellales, Teratosphaeriaceae. The transcript is spliced from 13 exons.